Molecule: messenger RNA, 2145 nt
Organism: Didymella exigua CBS 183.55
Lineage: Eukaryota; Fungi; Ascomycota; Dothideomycetes; Pleosporales; Didymellaceae
Exons: 2
Coding region: 1-2145 (714 amino acids)
Biological process (GO): positive regulation of transcription by RNA polymerase II
Cellular component (GO): nucleus
Molecular function (GO): zinc ion binding; DNA-binding transcription factor activity, RNA polymerase II-specific; transcription cis-regulatory region binding
Source: RefSeq, a predicted model, not a curated record
AUGCCCGCUUUGGCUCAACACAAAGCACUUGCACAAGAUCUGAAGACAAAGAAGACCAAAUCCAGGAAUGGCUGUGGUCGAUGCAAGCUGAAGCGACUUAAAUGUGACGAGACUGCUGGAUCUUGCCUUCAAUGCAAGAAGAGGAAUGUCCCUUGCCCUGGUUACGAGAAGACCCUAAAGUGGUCCACCAAGUACGAGGUCUUCCAGCCUACAGAGCUCACAUCAUCUCCUCCCAAAUCAAGGGUAGCAUCAGCAGGUGUUCGUAAGCUAUCAAUCGCCACAAGCUCGUCGCUUCCUAAGAAUGUCUCGAACAGCAUUGAGGCACUCGCCGCCGUGCUUCCUAUCGGCAGGAGGAGCAUGGAUGUUGAGAUGAGUGGCAAUGACAAGCAAGCAAUACCUCUCAUGGCCUCACCACCAUUGCCAUCUCUGGAGGAGCCUAUUGCCAGUCUGGAAUCGUCUGAGGAGGAUGAGGACUCUCCACGAGACCUCGAGCCAUUCCCCAUGGAUGAUAUCCAUGUCCUGGAUCCUUGCUUGCUUGAUGGCUUCGUUGACGCCAUACCACUGCCCAAUGAGGACUUCCAUUUUGAUCACUUCGAGAGCACUGACCUAGACUCCACCGUGCUCGACGAAUUUCGUAGCUUCAGUGGUUUCGACUUCGACAACACCACACCCUUCGAGCACAACGAGGCUUCGAACGAGUCAUCUGUCUUGACCACUCGUGAGUCCAGCCGGGAAGCAAGCCCUCCGCGUCUCUCUCGUUCGUUGCUAUUAGGUUUCUACAGGCUCCCUAGCCCCACACCUAACCCCUCGUCGCCGGACGACCAGGAGUCACUUCUCAUUCAGCACUACUUCAAGGAUGUGUGCGCUGUUUUCUCUUCUUUCGAUUCACAUCUCAACCCCUUCAGGACCACCAUCGGUAAGAUCUACCAAGACUCACCUUCGAUCAGCUAUGCCAUUCAGUCAAUGUCUGCCGCUCACCUCGCCAACACCUUCCCAUACAUGGCAGCCAUCGGCACCGAGCUUCAGCGCAAGGCUGUUGCAGCCCUUCAGGAGGAGCUACCCCUGGCGCAAGCUGGACAGGUCAGCUGCACAAGGACGUUCCUUAGUAUCAUGAUACUAGGUUUCACCACCUCGUGGCACGACAGCAAUUCUCUCGGCACAGAAUUCCUUUCCACAGCUCGGGGUCUGAUCUUGCCUAAGCUGAUGGAUCGGUCGCAGAACACCGAGGUCCAGCGUGAGGCACAGUUCUUUGAGGAGUCUCUCAUCUACUGGGAGAUGGUCAUGGGCUUCGUGACAGAGGAUGCCAUGAGCUUUUCGCGACCUUCAGGCAUGCGCCCUAGGGUGGUGUCAAACAAGCAGGGUACUCCUGCAGGCAGACGCCCGGACGGCAAGUUAGUUCCUCACCCAUGGACCGGCGUUGCACCAAUGAUCCAAGCUCUCCUUGCUGAAGUCGGCCGCCUUGUUCGCAGUGAGCGAUCACUCAACAGGGACUCGGUCAUGGACCUCAUCCGUCGUCAAGAGAACCUUCUCAACGCAACUUCUGUGGAAGAGGAUCUUCUGGCUGUCGACUAUCCUUCGGUUGACGAGAUUGCUGACACUGGUGACGACCGCACACCCAAGGAGCACUUCACUGUGCUUGCCGAGGCCUAUCGCUGCGCUGGUUUGCUCGAGCUUUACCGCGUCUUCCCUUCGAUCCUCCGGAAGCGCUUGGGCGGCAACAAGCUGCCUGUCUCUGAGAACGUUGACUUCCGCUUCCCGAUGCCUCGUUUUGAGACUCCGUACGAGGAUGCCGAUAUGAAGCUGUGGCUCAACUCCCUCGCCAUGCACAUCCUGCAGAUGAUGGAAUCCCUGCCAGCAUCUUCGGGCACAUUUUGCGUUCAGCAACUUGUCCUCACCGUCGCUGCCUGUGAGCUCAAAUUCGUAUCCUCGGUUGACUUCUUCGACGUGCAUGCCAACGAUCAAAAGGUCCUCGACGCACGAGAGAAGGUCAUUCGACGCUUGGAGGUCUAUGCCCAUCGUGUGCCUGGUAAACCACUCCGUCAAUUGAUCACGUUGAUCAAGGAGACAUGGCGGCAGUCAGAUGAGGGUAAAGAUACCUUCUGGAUCGACGUCAUGAACGAGAAGGGGUGGCACACCAUAAUAUAA